GAGGAGGAGAGAGAGCGUGUCCGCUGCCCAAUGACAGCGCAGGAUGCUGAGAGAGGCUGCUGGGGUGAAUGGAGGCGACAAGAUGCCGUCUAAAGCGGCGAAGGAGAGGAAUUAACAUCGAUCAAGAUCUGACUUUGAUGUGCUCCACCCAUUAAGGCAUGAAAUAAAUCACCCAUGUGUGGUUCAGAGGGUCAGAGCAGUCUCAUUUCAACGCGCUCCUGUUAAGGACCCUCUGGUGGCUACACCGCCGAUUCACAGGACAUGUACGGCAGUGCCAGAGCUGUAGGCCAUAUAGAGAGCAGCCCCGCACGGUCCCCGCGCCUGCCAAGGUCCCCCAGACUGGGCCAUCGGAGGGCCAACAGCGGGGGCGGGGGUGGUGCGGGGGGAAAGACGCUCUCCAUGGAGAACAUCCAGUCACUCAACGCUGCCUAUGCUACUUCGGGGCCCAUGUACCUGAGCGACCACGAGGGCGUGGGCUCCACUGCCACCUAUCCAAAAGGCACUAUGACUCUGGGUCGCGCCACCAGCCGGGCCAUGUACGGGGGCCGCGUCACAGCCAUGGGCAGCAGUCCCAACAUUGCUUCUGUGGGGCUGCCCCAUGCUGACCUUCUGUCUUACAGUGACCUGGGCUCCCUCUCCAUGCUGCACCACCACCACCACCACCAGGGGGUGCCCUCUGCUCUGCUGAGGCAGGCAGUGCGGGGCAGUGGUGGGGAGCUGCUGGAGAUGCAAGCCCAGCUCAGGGAUAUGCAGAGGGAGAAUGAGCUGCUGCGCCGAGAGCUCGACCUGAAGGACAGUAAGUUGGGGUCUUCCACCAACAGCAUCAAGAGCUUCUGGAGUCCUGAGCUAAAGAAAGAGAGGAUAAUGAGGAAAGAAGAGGCGGCUCGCACAUCAAUCCUUAAAGAGCAGAUGAGAGUCACUCAUGAGGAGAACCAGCUGCUGGAUGCCAGGAGAACCAAGCAUCUCCAGAUGACCAUCCAGGCUCUGCAGGAUGAGCUGCGCACGCAGCGAGACCUGAACCACCUGCUGCAGCAGGAGAGCGGCAACCGCUCCGCAUCCGACCACUUCACCACCAUUGAGCUGACGGAGGAGAACUUCCGUCGGCUGCAGGCCGAACACGACAGGCAGGCCAAGGAGCUCUUCCUGCUGAGAAAAACCCUCGAGGAGAUGGAGCUGAGGAUCGAGACCCAGAAGCAGACGCUGGGUGCCAGGGACGAGUCCAUCAAGAAGCUCCUGGAGAUGCUGCAGAGCAAAGGGCUGCCUCCGGGGCCGGGCAGGGCUUCUGAGGAGGAGGAGCAGGAGAGGGCGAGGCGCAUCGCUGAGGCAGAGGCCCAGCUCGGACACCUGGAGGUCAUUCUGGAUCAAAAGGAGAAGGAGAACAUCCAUCUGCGAGAGGAACUGCACAGACGAAAUCAGCUGCAUCAGGAUCCAAGCAAAACCAAGGCCCUGCAGACCAUCAUAGAGAUGAAAGACACCAAAAUUGCCUCUCUGGAGCGCAACAUUCGGGAUCUGGAGGAUGAGAUCCAAAUGCUGAAGGCGAACGGCUUACUGAACACAGAGGACAGAGAGGAGGAGAUCAAACAGAUGGAGGUCUACAAGAACCACUCUAAGUUUAUGAAGACCAAGAUUGACCAGCUGAAGCAGGAGUUGUCGAAGAAGGAGUCGGAGCUGCUGGCUCUGCAGACAAAACUAGAGACCCUCAACAACCAGAACUCAGACUGCAAACAGCAUAUCGAGGUGCUCAAAGAGUCUCUCACUGCCAAGGAGCAACGUGCUGCCAUCCUGCAAACAGAGGUGGAUGCUCUACGUCUGCGGCUAGAGGAGAAAGAGUCCUUCCUGAACAAGAAAACCAAGCAGCUGCAGGACCUGACGGAGGAAAAGGGCACUCUCGCCGGAGAAAUCAGGGACAUGAAGGACAUGCUGGAGGUCAAAGAGAGGAAGAUCAAUGUCCUGCAGAAGAAGAUUGAGAACCUGCAGGAGCAGCUGCGGGACAAAGACAAGCAGCUGGGGAACCUAAAGGACAGAGUCAAGUCUCUGCAGACCGACUCCAGUAACACAGAUACUGCCCUGGCCACGCUGGAGGAGGCACUGUCAGAGAAGGAGAGGAUCAUAGAGCGUUUAAAGGACCAAAGGGAGAGGGAAGACAGAGAACGUCUGGAAGAAGUGGAGUCCUACAAGAAGGAGAACAAGGAUCUGAAGGAGAAGGUCAACAGCCUGCAGAUAGAAUUAACAGAGAAAGAGUCCAGUCUCAUCGAUUUAAAGGAACAUGCUUCAUCCCUGGCGUCCUCUGGCCUCAAGAAGGAUUCAAAGCUCAAGUCACUGGAAAUCGCCAUCGAGCAGAAAAAAGAGGAGUGUAGUAAGUUGGAGACGCAGUUGCAGAAGCAAGCUGAGCAGCUAUUCAGUCACAUGAACAAUCCUAAGGCCCAUGAGGUGGAGCAGCAGUCCGGCCCCAGGGGGAACCCGGAGUAUGUGGACAGGGUGAAGCUGCUGGAGAAGGAGGUGAGCUACUACAAGGACGAGGCCAACAAGGCUCAGACAGAGGUGGAGAGACUCCUGGACAUCCUGCGAGAGGUGGAGACCGAAAAGAAUGACAAGGACAAGAAGAUCGCUGAGUUGGAAAGACAAGGAGGCAAAGACUCAACUAAGAAGGGUUCGAACAUCAAACUGGGACCUCAAGGGGACAAGAAGGACUCUCGUAAGGACACCUCCAUGGACAGUGGCCACCACUUAAAGUUGGAGGAGCUGAUGAACACGCUGGAGAGGACGAGGCAGGAGCUGGAUUCCACCAAGCAGCGUCUCUCCUCCACACAGCAGUCGCUGCAGGAGAGGGACGGCCACCUAACCAACAUGAGACAGGAGCGCAGGAAACAGCUGGAGGAGAUACUGGAGAUGAAGCAACAAGCUCUGCUGGCAGCCAUCAGUGAGAAAGAUGCUAAUAUUGCACUGCUUGAACUGUCUGCCUCCAAUAAAAAGAAGACCCAGGAGGAGGUGCUGGCCCUCAAGAGGGAGCGGGACAAACUGAUGCACCAGCUCAAACAACACACACAAAGCAGAAUGAAGCUGAUAGCCGACAACUACGAAGAUGAGCAAUAUCAUCCACACGGUCCUCACCACCCCGGGCCGCAGCCCCCACACGCUCAGCCGCAGCCCCAGCCGCAGUACCCCCACGCUCCCCAUGCUCCCCACGCUCCCCACACCCAGCAGACUCCAUAUCCACACGCCAUGCAUCCGCAGCACCCACAGCACCCGCAACACCCGCAAGCCCCCCAGCAGCACCCACACCCACAGCAGCCACAACCUCAGUACCCUCACCCUCAGCACCCACAGCACCCCCAGCAGCACGCCCAGCACCCCCAACCGCCUCCCCAGCACCAACAGCACCAACAGCACCCACGCCCCCCACAGCCCCACCACCCCCCCCAACAGCACCCACAGCAUCCUCCACAGCACCCACACGGACAUGCCCCUCCGCAGCACCCUCACCCUCAGCACCCGCACGGCCCUCCCCAACAAGGACCCCACCCCCAACAUCCACAUCCCCAGCACCCGCAACACCCUCAACACCCUCAGCACCCUCAGCACCCACAGCACCCGCACCACGCCCAGCAUCCACGUCACCCAUCGCCCCAUCAUCGUGGAGGGCCAGCCCGAGGACCCCCACAUGGUGGUCACCGCCCUGCCCAGGACCAGGAUGACGACGAGGGCAUUUGGGCAUAAUCCUUGCUGUGACAACCAAAGCUCUAAUGUUGUUUUGAGGGAUGAUUCAGUCACUACUGGAGGAGCACAGCCAUGCCAUGAUGUUGAAACACUACCCGACCAAACAUUAAUUACCUCCACUCAAUCAGCACUCAGCAAUGGGACCUUUGUUUAUUUUCCGAGGAAGAGGAGGGGGC
Molecule: messenger RNA, 3893 nt
Organism: Epinephelus moara (kelp grouper)
Lineage: Eukaryota; Metazoa; Chordata; Actinopteri; Perciformes; Serranidae
Gene: erc2
Product: ELKS/RAB6-interacting/CAST family member 2
Exons: 19
Coding region: 262-3717 (1151 amino acids)
Biological process (GO): maintenance of presynaptic active zone structure; neuromuscular synaptic transmission; regulation of synaptic plasticity
Cellular component (GO): cytoskeleton of presynaptic active zone
Molecular function (GO): structural constituent of presynaptic active zone
Source: RefSeq, a predicted model, not a curated record